AGCGAGCCUUUCGGCGGGAAACGAACAUGGCGGCGGUUGCCAUGGAGGUGGCCGGGCCGGAGAAGCCUCUGCAAGAGGAGAAACCGCGGGGAGGCGCCGCCGCCUCUUCCUCCGCAGGGAGCGGCACUUAUGAAUUGCCCUGGUGAGAAAGAGAAAUGAGACCCCCCCCCAAAAAAGAGAGAGUUGCAGGGAGCCCCAUAAUGUGUAAUAAUAGCAGCUGGAGGGGAGUAGCAUUGUCCGGGGCGGGGGCAGUUCAAAUAGAAGAACAUAAAGCUUCUUGGAAGGAUAUUACCUGGGGGACAUAAAGAUUGAUUGGAGGGAGUCAGGGACCAUCGUUUGGGGGCUGUAAGGCUGGUUUUGGGGAGCAUAUAUAUUUAGCUCUUGGAGGGCAUAUAUUUGGCAUGCAAGUAGCUGGAGGGGUAUUGUUUUGGGGUGGCCAUAGUGUGUGGGUUAAACUGGUUGGAGCAGCAUUGCUGGGAGGAGGUUUGAAUUAUAGUUUUUUGGGGGGGUAUAAAGUUCAUAGAGUUGGAAGGAAGGGACCCCAGGGUCAUCUAGUCCAACCCCUUGCAGUGCAGGGAUCUCAAGUAAAGUUUUUGGCGUGCCCUGGCAUGGGAUAACUUCUCCAAACGUGAAUGUUCACCCUGCUCAGAAAUUGGGGGGGGGGGAGCUCCUUAUGAGAUGGAAGCAGAAGGGAUUUGUAGCGUCGCAGUGCGCAUGGAGGCAAAGUAAUGUGCUUGCGCUUUUGCAGGUGUAUGCUAGCAUGCCGUGUUCGGAAGGCUUCCGGGAAAGCUAUGCCAUCCACCAGGCCAUAGUCAUUGCUAUCCAAACAACUGAUGCCCCAUGCUUUAAUUCAUACUAAGCUGAAAGCAUUUCCCCUUUUAAGAAAUCUUCGCUAAGCCUUCACUUUGAGACUUACUCCUCAGUUGGGUUUGUUUUCUUCUGGUCUUUUAUACAAGGGAGAGGCUUAAUGUGUCUCAUGAAAUUUUUUGACACAGGGUUGAAAAAUACAGACCUGUAAAGCUGUCUGAAAUUGUUGGGAAUGAAGACACCGUCAGCAGACUGGAGGUAUGAGACAGCUUUGCUGUAACAAAGACCCCACUUUUGAGUUUCCGUAAGUGAGCUUACUCAGGAAUGCAGUUUAAGUCUGUCUUGUAGAUAAACCCCCCAAAGCCUACAGAGGUUUUGCUUCCUGCCCCCACCCCACCCCCAACCUGCUGGGUGCUGGCAGACAAGGGAACACCCCGACUCUAGCAGUUAAGUUGUUUAAGAACAUAAGACUUGCUAGAUCAGGCCAAUGGCUCAUCAUUCAUUACAUAUCCAUUUUUAUCUAUUUCCCAGUAACCUAGUCAUCCCCUUUUCUCUCUUUCCCUCCCCAGGUCUUUGCAAGGGAAGGAAAUGUCCCAAAUAUUAUUAUCGCAGUGAGUAUUGAUCAAAUCAAUGGAGUGCCUUCUUGCAGAUCUUUCCAACUGAAGAUUUAAUCUCAAACCUGAGCAAGGCUUAAAAAUAGAGUUAUUACGCACUAUCCAACAUGGGUCACACCCAGAGUAGACUCAUUGAAAUUAGUGGACAUGGCUAACUUAGGUUCAUUAAUUGCAAUAGGUUUACUCUGAAUAGAAAUUAGUUGGGUGAACGCCACUGGCAGUUACAAAAACAGCUACAGUGAAGACAAUGUUGCUGUCGUGGGCCACAAUGUACUGUUGCUUUUAAUAUAUAUACAGUGGUACCUUGGGUUACAUACACUUCAGGUUACAUACGCUUCAGGUUACAGACUCCGCUAACCCAGAAAUAGUACCUCAGGUUAAGAACUUUGCUUCAGGAUGAGAACAGUAAUCGUGCUCCAGCGGUGUGGCAGCAGCGGGAGGUCCCAUUAGCUAAAGUGGUGCUUCAGGUUAAGAACAGUUUCAGGUGAAGAACGGACCUCCGGAACGAAUUAAGUACUUAACCCGAGGUACCACUGUAUAUUGUUUUUAAAGUUAUCCUGCCUUGCAAUUCUGAGACCUUACAAGCCAAUUUACAACCAAUCAAGGUUUUGUGGCUUGGGUUCUGAGCAUCCAAGAGUGGGGUGGGAGUUAUCUCUAAAGCAGCAGAUAAUCAGAAUGCCCUCUGUGGACAGUGUUGGACUACCAAGUAUCUUGCAUUCUGUUCUCAUCUCUGAUGGGAAAUUCCUUGUAUGCUUAGAUUUUACCUGUUAAUCAGCAUCAUCAUCUUAGAUCAUCUGUUGAUGCCCUUCUUUCUGCUGGAGGUGAAGCCUGUGAUACCUAAGGGACAAUGGAAGAUUAUGGAAUGCCCACCCUGGGGAGGCUAAUAAUUGUAAUUUUAUUAUUUGUACCCUGUCCAUCUGACUGGGUUGCCCCAGCCACUCUGGGAGGCUUCCGACAGAUGUAAGAACACAAGAAAACUUCAGACGUUAAAAACCUCCCUAUACAGAGCUGCCUUCAGAUGUCUUCUAAAAGUUGUAUAGUUAUUUAUCUCCUUGACAUCUGAUAGGAGGCUGUUCCACAGAGCAUGUUACUAAUUUUUAGGUGCUUUGCAUUUUAUUUGGCUCUGCAUUUUACAUGUCAGGAGCGUUUUUAUACUCUACUGACCCUUAUUAGCUGGCUUCUUUUAUUGCGAUCUUUGUAUUUUAUUUUAAAUGUGCAAACCAACCUGAGGACUUCUUUAUAUGAAAGGUGAUGAUAUACAAAUGUUUUAAAUGUUGGAAUUCCUAAAGGUCUGGUUGUUUUGAAUAUGAGUGUGUGUGUGUGUGUGAGAGAGAGAGAGUUGGCUAAAUCUUUGGGCAAUCUUUCUUGUGUUGGAAGGGUCCUCCAGGAACUGGGAAAACCACCAGCAUCCUCUGUCUGGCACGUGCCCUUCUUGGGCCUGCGUUGAAAGAAGCUGUCCUGGAGCUGAAUGCAUCAAAUGACAGGCAAGUCCAAAAGGAUUCCAGUGGGAAUUGGGUCAUGCCUGGCUUUGCCAUGAAGCAACACAAAGUUGUUGGCAGAUUCUAGAGGAAGUGCUGUCUCUGUGUCCUCAAUCAUCUCUGUGUGCUGUUGGCUUUGUUUUUGUUUUUUUAAUGCUCUGGUCCAGUGUGUAUUUGUGUAAUUCUGACAUGAUUUCCCCUCCUACACCCUACUUCUACUUCCUCAAAGCCUUACCCAAAGGUCUUUUGGAUUUCUGAGUAAACCCCGCAGCAGGCUUUCGGGCCCUUGUCCACCUUGGCGGGACUCCUUAGUUGAAAACAAAUCUAAGGGUUGCGUCCACUGUUCCAGUUGUGCACGGACUUGUGCAAAAAAACUUCUCCCCCCCCCCCCCCCAGUGCCUUCUUGAUUUCUUUGGAGCCGUAACUUUUCUGCACCAAAAACUGAAAGAAGAUGGCAUUUUUCUCAUUUCUUUUUUUAAGAAAAUAUUUUCUCCCCCAUAAAACUUGCUGUCUGUGACCCACAGUUAAAUAACAAUUGGACCUUCUUCUUCCAGAGGCAUUGAUGUUGUGAGGAACAAAAUCAAGAUGUUUGCUCAGCAGAAGGUGACACUUCCAAAAGGCCGGCAUAAAAUCAUCAUAUUGGAUGAAGCUGACAGGUGCACGAAUCUUUCUUCUAAACCAGGUGUGAGGAACCUUUGGCAAUCAGAUGUUGCUGAACUAUGACUCCCGUCAGCCUGAGCAGGCCUGACCAGCAGGUGUUGUACUUCGGCAGCAUCUGGAGGGCCAAAGAUUGCCCACAACUGUUCCAAACCUCUGCACCACAUUUGACACUCUUUGCGUAAGUUCUCGUGUGUUUCAAGGGCUGCCUGCCUCUGUCAUGAGAAAGAUCAGCGCUCCUUAUCUCACAGUGCUGAAAUAACUUGAGAGAACCAUGCCGCCACUCCUCCCCUUCUCACACUGUUGUGUUGCUUGGCACCAACUUGCACUCUGCUGAAGCAUCACAACAAAUUCUAGUUGAGGUUUCAUCCCUGUGCAAGAGGCAUUGCAGGGAACAGUAGCAGCAAACAGCAGGCUCAAAGGGUUAUUUACUUGUCAUUAUCUCACAUCCCAUAUCCUAAGGGCAAGCUCAUUCUCAGAGUGUUUAUAUGGCAUGAUCUGCACACAGGAGGGAGGUAUCAGCAGGCUUGGGGAACCCCAGAGUUUCCAAAAUGAGAAAGAGAGAGACCCUAACCAGGGGAAAUCCCAAAACUUCUGGUGAGGUCUGAACAUAGUAAGUGGCUUGAAAUUCUGACUUACUGCCAGGGAACACAUUGUUUAUCAGCUGGGUGUCUGGUGGAAUAAAAUAUUAUACCGUAGAAGAGAACAGGAGCGUCCCCACCCCCAUCAUCCAGCCCAGACACUGAGGUCCAGCUCUGAGGGCCUUCUGGUGGUUCCCUCCCUACAAGAAGUGAAGUUACAGGGAAUCAGGCAGAGGGCCUUCUCGGUAGUGGCACCCGCCCUAUGGAACACUCUCCCAUCAGAUGUCAAAGAGCUAAACCAUUACAUGACUUUCCAUACACAUCUGAAGGUGUAUCAGGAACUUUUUAAUGUUUGGUGUUUCGCUGUGUUCUGUUAUAAUCUAAUGGAAGCUGUCCAGAGUGGCUAGGAAAACCCAGUCAGAUGGUUGGGGUUCAAGUAAUCUAUUAUUAUCACCAUCAUUAUUAUUAUUAUUAUUAUUAUUAAUUACAAAACUGACACAUUUUGGCAAGCUUCUGUGACUUAAAUUAUCUUACGUUUCUCCCCACAUCCCCAACUAGCAUGACAGAUGGAGCCCAGCAAGCCCUGAGACGAACAAUGGAAAUUUAUUCCAAAACAACUCGCUUUGCUCUUGCUUGCAAUGCUUCCGAUAAAAUCAUAGGUAAGAGCUUUCAGCCACUUGGGGUAGGUGGCAUAGAUCUCUUUCAGUAGUUCACACCACAUGCUGCCUCCCUCUUUUGUGCAGCUCUGGUCUGGCAUAGUGUAGAAGCUAAGGCAGAAUCAGGAAGUUAGUUCACAUCUCACCUUGGGUGUGAACUCACUCGGAUACCUUAGGCAAACCACACACAGGCAUAAUCAUGUUGACCUGAUCUGCAGGUAGGGCUGGGAAUUCGCCUUCACAAGUGCAGUGGCAGAGGACGGGGGGUGCGGGCUGCCCCGGGUGUCAUCACCAAGGGGGGUGACAAAAUGACAAAAAAAUGAGUUUUAAAAAAUAUUUUUUUAAAAAAAUGGGCUCACGGAACUUUUUAGUUCAGUCAACAAACAUAACGAAACACGGCUGGCAUUGGGCGCCACACCACGGGGGCCAGCACUUACCGCGGGGCCUGCAGUGUGCCUGAGACACGCGUCUCUCCUGGGAGUGACAUGGUGGCUUGGGCACCUGCAGGCUUCCCACUGCCUGAAACAGCAGCGUGGGACUUGCGUCUGCCCUCCACCUCUCCCUCAACCACCCUACAGCUGAGGGGGAGGCGGCAGAGAGGCUCCACGCAGUGUGCCCCGCCCUCAUGGGAGGCUCACAAUAGGUGGCUGGCUGCACCCCACCUGUCAAACUUGACCUGCCUGGGUAGGCAGGUAAGGAUGGAGCCUCCUGGCCAGAUUCUGUUCCCUACCACUGGUGUGGGUGAACCUGCAGUCUGGUUGUUUUAAGGAAGUUUCCUAGGCUCCCGAAAGGCAGGAUCUCACCUGUCCUUUCUCCCUCUGUCUGUCCCCCACCAGAACCCAUCCAGUCUCGCUGUGCGGUGCUCCGCUACACCAAGCUGACGGACGCUCAAAUCCUUGCCAGGCUGAUGAAAAUUGUCGAGAAGGAGAACGUGCAAUAUACAGACGAUGGGCUAGAAGCCAUUAUCUUCACGGCCCAGGGGGACAUGAGGCAGGUGAGCAAGGAAUCGAAACCAUCCUUCCACAGCUUUUCUGUUUCAUGUUAUUAACUAAGCAGUGUGGCUUUGCAGCUGUCAGUUUCCGAGGCCCCACGGUUCGAGGAAACCAAGCUCCGGCCGUAGCCGGAGGGAGCAGACAUUCUGCAGAGAGCUUGUGGUCUCCGCUGCAGACAGGGUAGUGCAGCUGGGCUUGCGAUGUUUCCAAAACCACAGAGAGAACUCCGUGUUGCCAAAAAGCAACUGAUCUAAACCUCUGUGACUUUUAUGUCAGCCCCACUCUAAAGUGGGGGGUGCAAUGGGGAACUCCAAGCCUCAGAAUCCAAACUGCAGAGGUCCUUCCCAGGCCACGCCCCCUGAUGACACACGAGCUGCUGCACCCCACAAGUGUCUUCCUGAGCUCCUACAUUUCCCCCGCCUUCCUUCCUUUGGCAUCUCUUGGAGGGUGAGGAAAAUGAGAGACCAGAGGCAGGCUGGCAGACAGGGAAGCUCAGAGAGCCAGUCGUGGACUGCAGCAACCCUUGCUAGCUCCCUUGUCAGCCCACUCUCUUCCAUCAUUGGCAGUUUGCUGCAUUUCCAUGCACACAGAGUGGAAGCCAAGAUCUGUGUGUGCGCAUGUGAGCGCACACACACACACACUUUGGCCCCACCUACCACCUGUAUGUGGACCCUAACCGCUUCUGCCAAGGGACUGGGACUUUAAUGUUCCGUGAGCAACGGAUGGCUCUUGCACAGGGUCACAAGCAACUUCAAUCCAGCUAUCCCAUUCUGAUUAGCAAAUAGAGCCUGGGUGGAACCUGCAGCCAAAUCUUUGCAGAAAGAUCCAGAAGGCCUUGGUGGCCAAAACCCAUGCUAUAAAGAAGGGGAAUCCAUCAGGCCAACCCUCACAUGAGCAGAGAGCUGGUGUAGUGUGAAAAAAAGAAAAAGUCUGCUUGGCUUGACCUUGCACACAACUGCAGUUUGCUCCUGCAGGAGAGCCAAACUUUAUAUACUUCAGCAACACACCAGCCUUUCGUUCUGCCAGACAAAGAGUACUGAAUAACUUGGAAGAUCUCCAUCACUUAAGUUCAUUUUUUAAAAACUCUCUUUUUGAAACAGGCGCUGAACAACUUGCAGUCUACCCAUUCUGGAUUUGGCUUUGUCAACAGUGAGAACGUGUUCAAGGUCAGCAAAAGCGUUUUCUCCUUCUCUCUUUAGCCUGACCAGAUGCAGAGGAGAGUCUGCGGGGCUCCUGUAUUUUUCAGGACCUGCAUUGAAGAGAGGACAGGGUGUAGGUGGUCCUGUGGCUUUUCCAGGGCCAGAGGGACUUGUGCAGUUCAGAAGCUUGCUUCAUGCAUGGAAUGCCUUCUUGCCCGGUUUGUUUAUUCUCAAGACAUUGAACCUCUCCGUUGGCUAGCUGGAUUCUUCUUUCCACAGGUGUGUGAUGAGCCCCACCCUUUGCUGGUGAAGGAGAUGAUUGGCCACUGCAUCAGCGCCAAUAUCGAUGAAGCAUACAAGGUGAGUUCAAGGGAAGCGUUCAAGCUCUUGCCACCCCACCCUAUGGAUGCAUCAUAUUCUGGGCAGCCAUGACACAGAGCCAGUCGAGAGAGCAGUGGUCAUGGAUUGAGAUCCUGCCUCUACUUUUGUGUUUGCACAUUUGCUGAUUAUAUUGCUUUUAAUUUACAGUGGUACCUCGAGUUACAAACGCCUCAGGUUACAAACACUUCAGGUUACAAACUCCACUAACCUGGAAGAGUUACCUUGAGUUGAGAACUUUGCCCCAGGAUGAGAAUGGAAAUUGUGUUCCGGCGGCGCAGCGAUAGCAAGACGCCCCAUUAGCGAAAACACGCCUCUAGUUAAGAACAGUUUCAGGUUAAGAACAGACCUCUGGAACGAAUUAAGUUCGUAACUAGAGGUACCACUGUAUAUCGUCAAACUGCUGCUAAGAGAUGAAGAUAAAUAUGUUAGAUAUAUGGGGGUUUUUUUUAACGAUUUGUACUCCUUCCUGGUCCAGAUCCUGUCCCACUUGUGGAGGCUUGGUUAUUCUGCUGAAGACAUCAUCGGCAACAUCUUCAGAGUGUGUAAAACCUACCAGAUGGCUGAGUAUUUGAAGCUGGAGUUCAUAAAGGUAGGUUCUGGGGGAGGGUUGUCAGUGUAAGCUGUAGCAUUGAGAUGUCCAGCCAUCCGGUCGAGAGGGGAAUCUGCUUAGCACUUGAAUGCUUGUGUCUCAAUUUCUCCACACAAGACAUCAUGGAAGGUGUGAACAUAGUGGACAAAGAAGGCUUUCUCCCUCCUUCAUAACACCAGAGAACUUGUGGACAUCCUGUGAAGCUGAAUGAUGGAAGAUUGAGCAUAGACCUGCGUUUUCCAAACCUGAGCUGUUUGGACUACAACUCCCAUCAUCCUUAGCUAGCAAGCCCAAUGGUCAGGGAUGAUGGGAAUUGUAGUCUGAAACAGCCGGAGACACAAGUUUGGGAAAUGCUGAUAUAGACAAAAGAAAGUACUUCAUGCAGCAUGAAGUUAAAUGAUGGAAUUUUCUGCAACAAGAGGCAGUGGAGGACAGCACCUUCGAUGGCUUUAUAAGACAAAUUCAUGGAAGAUAAGGCAAUCAGGAUGCCUCUGAAUACCAGUUACGUAAUAGGAAUUUCAGGUGGGGAGAGUGCUGCUUACCUCGGGUCCUGAUUGUGGGUUUCCCAUAGGUGUCUGGGUGGCCACCUUUAGAAUAGGCUGCUGGUCGAGAUCUUACAUUCUUAUCUGGGAUAGCCUCUUCACACAUGCACAUGUAGAGACUUGCUUCUCUAAGUCUGUCCCCGCAGCAGACCAUGCAAAUACACAGUGCAAUCCUCUCUGAAAUAAGUGGAAUGAACAUCUUGGAUUUAUAUCACAAACAGUAAGUUGAGCAGCAUGACCGAGAUGCUCUUAUUUGGCAUCACUUAGUGCAGAGAUGGGACGCGGGUGGCACUGUGGGUUAAACCACUGUACCGCUUGGGCUUGCCGAUCAAAAGGUCGGCAGUUCAAAUCCCCGUGACGGGGUGAGCUCCCGUUACUCGGUCCCAGCUCCUGCCAACCUAGCAGUUUGAAAGCAUGCAGUGCAAGUAGAUAAAUAGGUACUGCUCCAACGGGAAGGUAAACAGCGUUUCAGUGUGCUGCUCUGGUUUCGCCAGAAGCAGCUUAGUCAUGCUGGCCACAUGACCUGGAAAAACUGUCUGUGGAGUGGACAAACGCCAGCUCCCUUGGCCUGUAAAGUGAGAUGAGUGCCACAACCCCAGAGUCGUUCGCAACUGGACUUAAUUGUCAGGGGUCCCUUACCUUUAGUGCAGAGAUACAAAAGUUAAUUAGGAAACCGAAGCUGCCUCCCUCCCCUCCUAGGUUCUGAUAUGUCCACAGGCAUUUCCUCACACAUUUGUGUAAGAUCUUUCCACCAGGAGGGCUAAAAGCAUUUAUUAAAAAAAUUCCCUUAAUGAAUGUGGAGGUGCUCAGGAAGUCAUGUCCUUUUCCAGCUGCAAAAAAAGGCCCUUGAUCUUGAGGUCAUGGUUUAGGGAUAUGUGUGAGCCCAGAGGUACUCUUUCAACCAUAUUUCCUUGCAUGUGUCUCAGAGUUCUGUGUUUUCUCUCAGCAGAGAAAAAAGGUAGACUAGCUGGAUCUUAAAUGUCUUUUUGUAUGGUUAGGAAAUCGGCUAUACACACAUGAAGAUAGCGGAAGGAGUCAACUCACUCUUACAGAUGGCAGGACUGCUAGCCCGGCUUUGUCAGAAGACAGCGGUUCCUACAGCGAGCUGAAGCCAUGGAUGAGAGAUGGACCUUGUGAGGAGGGAAAACUGCAAGUGAACCAACCUGUUUGUGUAACAGGUGUGGGCAUUUGGAGUUGCACUUGGCAAUUUGGAUACAGUUGUCAAAAAUGUUUGUGUGAACACAUGUGAGGUGUAGGGAUUAUUUUUUUUCCACUUCAGACGAAAUAAAGUUUGAUAUAAAGCUGAA
Podarcis lilfordi (Lilford's wall lizard) is the source of this 9743-nucleotide messenger RNA. The record is from the annotation of a GenBank genome assembly. NCBI's taxonomy places the organism in Eukaryota, Metazoa, Chordata, Lepidosauria, Squamata, Lacertidae.